CUACAUAUACAAUUGUUUCAUGUAGCUAUCUGAACUCGUUAACAUUAUACAAAUGAAUACUAUUUAGAGAUGCAGUUUUAGUCCCUGGUUUAACCUGUGGCAGCUGUGUCUCUUUUUUGUUUAUACAAUACUAGAGUAGAAGUGGGCCAGAGCCCGAAUUGCAGAGGCGCCUUGUCGACCUGAGACCGCCGCCAUGGUGGAUUUCCUGGCGGAAAACAACCUGUGUGGUCAGGCGGUGCUGAGGAUCGUGUCGGGAAACGCGAUCAUAGCCGAGCUCCUCCGCCUCUCGGAGUUCAUCCCUGCUGUCUUCAGACUCAAAGACAAGAGCGACCAGCAGAAAUACGGAGACAUCAUCUGUGACUUCAGCUACUUCAAGGGUCCAGAGUACUACGACAGUAAGCUAGAAGCCAAACCAGAUCUGCAGGAUCUGGACGAUGAGUUCCGUGAGAAUAACCUGGAGAUACUCUCACGAUUCUACCUGGCGUUUGAAAGUGUCCACAAGUACAUCGUUGAUCUAAUCAGGUAUCUGGAUGAUCUGUAUGAAGGAGUUUACAUUCAACAGACCCUGGAGACGGUGCUGCUGAAUGAGGAUGGAAAACAGCUCCUGUGUGAGGCGCUGUAUCUCUAUGGAGUCAUGCUGUUGGUUAUUGACCAGAAGAGAGGGGAGGUCAGAGAGAGGAUGCUGGUGUCCUACUAUAGAUACAGUGCUGCCCGCUCCUCAGCGGACUCUAACCUGGAUGACAUCUGUAAGCUGCUGCGGAGUACUGGCUACUCCAGCCAAUCAGGGGCCAAGCGGCCAGCUAACUACCCCGACUACUUCCAGAGAGUACCUAUCAGUUCUACCUUCAUCAGCAUGGUGAUCGGGAGGCUGCGCUCUGAUGACAUCUAUAACCAGGUGUCUGCGUACCCUCUGCCUGAGCAUCGCAGCACAGCGUUGGCUAACCAGGCUGCCAUGCUGUAUGUCUGUCUCUACUUCAUUCCCUCCAUACUUCAGACUCAACAGGCCAAGAUGAGGGAGAUAGUGGACAAGUACUUCCCUGAUAACUGGGUCAUCAGUGUCUACAUGGGAAUCACUGUGAAUCUGGUGGAGGCUUGGGAACCGUAUAAAGCUGCCAAGAUCGCCCUCAACUACACCCUGGACUCAGCCAAUAUCAGAGAGCAGGCCAGUCGUUAUUCAGUCAGCAUGGAGGGCCUGAGGCCACAGAUCCAGCAGCUGCUGAAGGAAGGGUUCCUGAGGGAGGAGAUCGUCCUGGAUAACGUCCCUAAGCUGCUCAACUGUCUCCGGGACUGUAACGUUUCCAUACGCUGGCUGAUGCUACACACUGCAGACUCCGCCUAUGAUCCCAACAACAAGCGUCUGCGCCAGAUCAAAGACCAGGUGAUCAACGACUCCAAGUACAACCCCAAGAUCCUGUUCCAGGUACUCCUAGACACCGCCCAGUUUGAGUUCACCCUCAAAGAGAUGUUCAAGAAGAUGCUGUCAGAGAAGCAGCUGAAAUGGGAGAGUUAUCGAACUGAGGGAUCUGAGAGGAUGACCGAGCUGGCUGAGGUCUUCUCUGGGGUCAAGCCUCUAACCAGAGUGGAGAAGAAUGAGAACCUGCAGGCAUGGUUCAGGGAGAUCUCGAAGCAGAUCGAGUCUCUGAACUACGAGGACUCCACCGCUGCAGGCAGGAAGACCGUUCAGCUGAUACAGGCCCUCGUAGAGGUUCAAGAGUUCCACCAGUUGGAGUCCAACCUGCAGGUGUGUCAGUUCCUGGCUGACACCAGGAAGUUCCUUCACCAGAUGAUCAGGACUAUCAACAUCAAGGAGGAGGUUCUGAUCACCAUGCAGAUAGUAGGAGACCUGUCUUACGCAUGGCAGAUCAUAGACAGCUUCACGUCCAUCAUGCAGGAGAGUAUCAGAGUGAACCCAUCCAUGGUGACCAAACUACGAGCAACCUUCCUAAAGUUGGCGUCUGCGUUGGACCUGCCUCUGCUGCGUAUCAACCAGGCUAACAGUCCAGAUCUGCUCAGUGUUUCUCAGUUCUACUCCGGGGAACUGGUGACCUACGUCAGAAAGGUGUUACAGAUCAUCCCUGAGAGCAUGUUCACCUCCCUGGCUAAGAUCAUCAAGCUGCAGAUUCAUGCCAUCAUGGAGGUUCCCACCAGACUGGACAAGGACAAGCUGAAGGACUACGCCCAGCUGGGGGCUCGCUACGAGGUUGCCAAACUCACCCACGCCAUCUCCAUCUUCACUGAAGGGAUUCUGAUGAUGAAGACGACGCUGGUUGGAAUCAUCAAGGUGGAUCCCAAGCAGCUCCUGGAAGAUGGUAUCAGGAAGGAGUUGGUGAGAAGAGUAGCCUACGCUCUACACAAAGGACUUAUCUUUAACCCCAAGGCUAAGACCAGUGAGUUGAUGCCGAAGCUGAAGGAGAUGGCAGCCACCAUGGACGGAUUCUACCGGUCCUUUGAGUACAUCCAGGAUUACGUCUCCAUCUACGGCCUGAAGAUCUGGCAGGAGGAGGUCUCUCGUAUCAUCAACUACAACGUGGAGCAGGAGUGUAACAGCUUCCUACGCACCAAGAUCCAGGAUUGGCAGAGUGUCUACCAGUCGACCCAUAUCCCCAUACCCAAGUUCCCCGCGGUCGAUGAGUCGGCCACCUUCAUCGGACGACUCUGUAGAGAGAUCCUCCGCAUCACAGACCCCAAGGCGACGUGUUACAUGGACCAGUUGAACACCUGGUACGACCUGAAGACCCACCAGGAGGUGACCAACAACCGUCUGUUCUCUGAGAUACAGGACACCCUGGGGACCUUCGGCCUCAACGGCCUGGACAGGCUGCUCUGCUUCAUGAUGGUCAAGGAACUGCAGAACUUCCUGUCGGUGUUUCAGAAGACCAUCCUGAGAGACAAGGCUAUGGUGGAUGUCUUUAAAGCCAUGCUGAGCGCUGUCAAUCCCGUCAAAGGUAUUGUGGGUAGGUAUCAACAGCUCAGGAAGGAUUCCUACCAGGGUGGUGUUUAUCAGGUUAGACAAUGGAAAACAUUUUCAAAUGCCAAAACUAUAGUUUGUUUAACACAGAAGAUCUGGGGUCCGGUUGAAAACGAGUCCAUCAUGAAGGUUGGUCAGAUGCAGAUCCUGAGGCAACAGAUCGCCAACGAGUUGAACUACUCCUGCAAGUUUGACUCCAAACACCUCGCUGCUGCUCUGGAAAACCUCAACAAGUCUCUACUGGCUGAUAUAGAAGCCCACUACCAGGACCCCAGCCUUCCAUACCCCAAGGAGGACAACAACCUGCUGUAUGAGAUCACAGCCUCUCUGGAGGCAGCAGGCAUUCACAACCCACUCAACAAGAUCUACAUUACAACCAAGCGCCUGCCUUACUUUCCUAUCGUCAACUUCCUCUUCAUCAUUGCUCAGCUGCCUAAACUGCAGUACAGCAAAAACCAAGGGAUGACGUGCAGGAAAGCCACCGACCCGGUAGACUGGUCUCCUCUGGUUCUUGGCCUGCUCACUCUGCUGAAGCAGUUCCACUCCAGAUACACAGAGCAGUUCCUGGCUCUCAUUGGGCAAUUCAUACGCUCCAUCAUGGAACAGUGCACCAGUCAGAAGAUCCCGGACAUGCCGUCCGAUGUGGUGGGAGCUCUGAUGUUUCUGGAGGAUUACGUACGCUACACCAAACUGCCUCGCAAGGUAGGAUUAGAUUAGAUUAGGAUUGGGUUAGGAUUGGAUUAGGA
Messenger RNA from Oncorhynchus tshawytscha (Chinook salmon), 3714 nucleotides. RefSeq names its product WASH complex subunit 5-like. The record is from RefSeq and is a predicted model, not a curated record. Gene Ontology annotation, biological process: regulation of actin nucleation; endosome fission; actin filament polymerization. Gene Ontology annotation, cellular component: endosome; WASH complex. NCBI's taxonomy places the organism in Eukaryota, Metazoa, Chordata, Actinopteri, Salmoniformes, Salmonidae.